Molecule: messenger RNA, 1147 nt
Organism: Helianthus annuus (common sunflower)
Lineage: Eukaryota; Viridiplantae; Streptophyta; Magnoliopsida; Asterales; Asteraceae
Exons: 6
Coding region: 368-1147 (259 amino acids)
Source: RefSeq, a predicted model, not a curated record
UUUUAUUACCUAAAGCCCCACCGUUAGUCAACAGUUAGUUUGACUGUUAAAUUUAGGGGUACAUUUGUAAUUUCACCCAUGAAGCUUAUUCACCACACCUUGUACCUCCCAUAUCUUAUCCAUGUAACCCCCUCUGACACCCUCAACUAACACACGAUAGGUCAUCUUCUUCCUUCUUCUGCGUUCACACCAGAGAUCACCGAAGAAAUGGAGUUCAAUGUCCAAUUGUCCAAAUGCAGAAUGAAUUGAUCAUAGUUUUGAAAUUUAAUCACAACCCGAAUUCCGAAUUAGAAGCAUGUCAAUAUCAGUUGACAGUAAUAAUCUGAGUUUUGUUAAUGAUUUGAAUCCUGCUAAGGAUAUGUGAAACAUGAAGGCGAGAAUUAUACGAAAAUGGAAUCAGGGUUACAAAAUGGAGAUCAUCUUCAUUGAUGAGAAAGGUGGUAAGAUUCAAGGAGGUAUUAAGAGUCAUCUGAUACCCGUUUUUGAUGGACAGCUACAAGAAGAUGCUGUUGUGAUUCUUUCGAAGUUUGGUGUUGGUGAGAAUAAAGAUUUUUAUAAAGUAGUAGUGCAGCCUUAUAAAAUCAACUUUUAUAGAUGCACAACUGUUACUCGUGUGAGAGAGUGGCAAGGUGUUGAGUAUGGUUUCAAUUUCAGAGCUUAUGAAGAUAUUCUUCAAGGAAAGGCGUUAAACGCUUUGAGUGUUGAUGUUGCUGGAUCUGUGAUUUCUUGUAGAGAUCUUGAAAUCUUUGAUCGACCUCCAAAGGAGACUAAGAAGAUGAAUUUCGAUAUUGAAGAUUUGGAUGGUAAGGUUUUGCGGUGUACUGUGUGGAAUGAUUAUGCUCUGCAGAUUAAGGACUUCAUUUCUAAAGUCCCACCUCAUGAGCAUUCAGGAUCCAUAUGUAGUCUCCAAAAAGCUGUGCAGUCUGAGCAAUCGCCGUCUUCUCAACAAAAGUCCACCCAUGCUGUACAAAAUAGCCCUACGCUGAUGGCAGUGGAGGAGGGGGAAAGUGAGAAUAGAACAAACGGCGCAUGUGGAGCCAAUCCUCCUCCAUGGCUCGGUGAGAGCGUAACAAGAAAGCUAUCUGCUGCUCCUGUGUCCAAAAACGUGCAGCAGAGUCUGGAGAUAACGGACGAGGAGGGUGAGUAA